AUGGAUUGGUUUAAUUCCAGUGGAAUUGAUGCGCUUCCGUUUAUCCAUCCUAAUUCCUCAUGGUCUUUGGAUAGUGGAUAUUCCUUGGCCACUAUAGCGGGACUAGCUGCUCUCGUAAGUUUUCUAAUAUUGUUCACAAUUGUCGGGAACGUAUUGGUUGUUAUAGCAGUGUUAACAAGCCGCGCACUGAAAGCUCCCCAAAAUCUCUUUUUGGUAUCGUUAGCCACAGCGGACAUUCUAGUCGCCACUUUGGUGAUGCCAUUUUCAUUGGCGAACGAACUUAUGGGCUACUGGUAUUUUGGAAAAGUUUGGUGUGGCAUUUACCUGGCUUUAGACGUCUUGUUUUGUACUUCAUCCAUCGUCCAUCUAUGCGCUAUCAGUUUGGACCGCUACUGGUCCGUAACGCAAGCAGUCGAGUAUAAUCUCAAACGGACCCCGAAACGAGUGAAGUGUAUUAUCAUCAUAGUAUGGCUAAUAUCUGCCUUCAUAUCAUCUCCCCCGCUGAUUUCAAUAGAUAGCAACAAGGACAACAGUUCUCAACCACAGUGUGAACUCAACGAUGACACGUGGUACAUCCUCUCAUCCAGCAUUGCGUCAUUCUUUGCUCCUUGCCUAAUCAUGAUAUUGGUGUAUAUCAGAAUAUACCAAGUAGCCAAAACCAGAACCAGAGGCAUGUCAGAGAAAAAACAAGCACAAAAUGGAUCUACCCAGACUGAGAACGGCCUUAGCAAACUCAACGGAGACAGAGAGAAUGGGCACUGCCAAUGCCCACCUACACCCAGCCAGCGCACUACCAUCGGGCACACCACCGAGGUGGAGGACCUGGAGGAAAGCUCCUCUUCGGAGGGGAAAGGUCACAAACCUCCAGAUCUGAACCCAAAACGGGCCAAGCGGGCCAAGCGGGUGAGCCGGAAAGAAAGUUCCCUCUCCAAACACUCCAGCCGCAUUUCACGAGCCAGUAACAAAUCAAUGGACCUCUUUGCCUCCAGAAAGAAAAGGAGGAGGAGCUCAGUAUCUCAGAAAAAGGUUUCCCAGGCCAGGGAGAAAAGGUUCACCUUUGUGCUGGCGGUGGUCAUGGGGGUGUUUGUAGUCUGCUGGUUCCCCUUCUUUUUCAGUUACAGCCUGUAUGGAGUAUGCAGGGAUUCCUGCAAGAUCCCCGAGCCCCUAUUCAAGUUCUUUUUCUGGAUUGGUUACUGCAACAGCUCCCUCAAUCCAGCUAUUUACACCAUCUUCAACCAGGAUUUCAGACGAGCCUUCCAUAAAAUUCUUUGCAAGUCGUGGAAAAAGUCAUUUUAG
Hypomesus transpacificus is the source of this 1296-nucleotide messenger RNA. RefSeq names its product alpha-2 adrenergic receptor-like. Gene Ontology annotation, molecular function: alpha2-adrenergic receptor activity. NCBI's taxonomy places the organism in Eukaryota, Metazoa, Chordata, Actinopteri, Osmeriformes, Osmeridae. The transcript has a single exon. The record is from RefSeq and is a predicted model, not a curated record. Gene Ontology annotation, biological process: regulation of vasoconstriction; platelet activation; adenylate cyclase-activating adrenergic receptor signaling pathway. Bases 1 to 1296 code for a protein of 431 amino acids. Gene Ontology annotation, cellular component: membrane.